GUGUUUUAUAGUUGCACUAAUUUCUUUUAAAAUGCCUGUGUCCGAUAGCACAAUUCUCACCGUUGAUCUAAAUUACUCGAUGACGUGGGCAUAGCUUCUACGAGAAAUCAAAAUGCCUAAUUGCAUAAACAUAAUUACACUGAUUAACGUUUUGAUUGAUUACCUUACGGCACGUAUUCCAAUCUACGAAUUGUAGCUAGUGAGUAUGCAAGGCAUAUCGAUUUAGUACAAAUUAUGAGGAUGGCACCGGAUUUGAGAUUUGCGCCGUCAUACUUGCGGUAAACAUACACUGCUGUUCCACUUACUUUUUUAAUGAAAGUUGUUUUAUGCAUUCAAGCACAAAAAUAACUGGAUUGCCAAUGCAUUUCGUCCGGGCACUUUAAAAAUUAAUAUCUUGAAACUGGCGUAGUCGUGAGAAUUCGUUCCAAGUGGAUAUGCCUUGCAUACUCACUGACUAUUGUAUUUCCCGGUCUAUAUAAGUCGCACCUUUGUAUAAGACGCACCCCCUCGAAACGGCAGUUUUUCCGAAAAAACAAAACGUGUAUAAGUCGCACCGGUGCAUAAGACGCACCUGUUCAUUCAGUAAGCGAUUAAAAAAAUUACAGUGACGUUUCACUCUGUGAACGCGGGUCAUGCGCAAGCUUAUGGGUGCCAUUCCUAUAUAAUUGCGAUAGUGAUGGUACGGACACUCCAGGCGCAUUUCUGCCGUCGUGGUUGCCGCGAUGAUCCGUCCAUCGCGAUGAAUUCCGAUUAAGGUCCAAGGGCGAUAACAUCGUCCCCGCGCGCCGUAUGCUGUAUGUGCGAGUGAAAGCGUGCGACGGUGAGCCAAAUCGCGCACAAGGCAGGAAAGCGGGAAGGCAGCGCGGGAGGGAUGGUGGACGGCUUGUGCUCUGGUAGCAACUGCGUAGUUUGCGCAGCUGCGCGCGCCGUAUCUUGACAGCGAUCUGCAGAUGCGACGACUUCGGGGUCAUUUGACUCGCGGUCGGCCUGCCGCCGCUUGCGUUGCUGCUCCGUCCUUCUGGCACGGCGCUCGGGAACUCGAUCACGAGGAGAACCCGGUACCUCGAUAGCGUGCACAGAACCCGUAGCAAUUAAGUCAACCAGCGCGCUUCGCGUGGCCAUAACAUCGAAUCUAAUUUUGACGGCAGUUUUCCCGAAAAAAAAAAAAAAAACGUGCAUAAGUCGGCUCUAUAAGACGCCCCGACGAAAUUUUCAGAAAAAAAGUGCGUCUUAUACACCGGGAAAUACGGUACAAUUCAGACCCGCCGUGGUUGCUUAGUGGCUAUGGUGUUGGGCUGCUAAGCACGAGGUCGCGGGAUCGAAUCCCGGCCACGGUGGCCGCAUUUCAAUGGGGGCGAAAUGCGAGAACACCCGUGUACUUAAAUUUAGGUGCACGUUAAAGAACCCCAGGUGGUCCAAAUUACUCCGGAGUCCCCCACUACGGCGUGCCUCAUAAUCAGAUCAUGGUUUUGGCACGUAAAACCCCAUAAUUUAAAUAAACUACAAUUCGUAGAUUGAAAUAUGUACCUAAAUUAAUGGAAAAGUUAAUUCGUGUAAUUAUGUUAAUUCAAUUAACCAUUUUGGUUUCUUGUAGAAGUAAUGGCCACCUCACCGAGUAAUUUGGAUCAAGAGUUAUUGAUUGUGCAAUCUGUCACAAGAACACAUUUAAUUUCGACGUUUCGGCCGGCGUCCGGCCUUCAUCAAGAGUGCGAUUGCACACAGAGCUCAAUUUAUACAAUUUCUCCGUAAGAGUGGGGGGGGGAAAAGAGAAAGAAAAAAUGUAAGUAGCCUAUGACCACAAGUCAGCGUACAUUUAGUGGCGUCAUGAAUACCAACUCGUGCAUUAAAAAAAAUGCUAUUAAAGCGUCCUCAUACAUACACUGGCGUUCUGAACGAAAAAAAAAACAAAACAAAAAAAAAAACGUUAAUCUAACACGUGCACGUUCAGUCCACAAGGGACGAAAGACAGACAGUGGAGUGUAGGGGAGAGGGGUCACAUGUGAGCUUGCGAGGCGUCGCUGCUGCCAGGAGAGGGUUUCUUUUGUUCUUUGUUUGAAGUUACUGUAGCAUUUGUGGAACCACAAAGACGGUCAAUACAUCCCCGCCUUGUUUUGUGUACAUACAGGGUGUCCCAGCUGUCACGCUGCACGAUUUUAAAAAGGGAACGGCGUUACGCGAAGCACACCUAGUGCGUAUUGUUUCCAGUACAGUGGAGUAGCCGCCACAAAAUCUUUCGUUACUGAGAUUUAAAUAGGUAAUUGUAAUUAAUUAUCCAACUCCAGAAGUACUGUCCUAAUCAUCAAAGUGUCAAUGAGAACAUUGUAGAGCAAUAUGAAAAACUCCCGAUACAGCUUUCUGUUGCUCAAUACGUGCUACAAUACGUGUUUUUCCGAGCGUGAAAGAAGCCCGCGAAUACACGCAGUGCCUCGAGCGGCCAGUCGCGCGGCAAUUCUGCGCGCUUGGUACCUUUUCCCCCUUUGUUAAUUUAUGGCUAUAAAGACAUGCACUGUGCAAAAAAAAAAAAUGGAAUUAGCUGAAGACAAGUUAUUCCGAAUCUGACGUUCCUUCGUGCAAUGAAAAACUGCGGGCCAAGUGGCGUGAGCGGCACAUGAAAAGCUUUAGUUCGCAAGUGUUUUCAUGUCGAGAAAGUAUUACUGACUGGUUUUUAAGUAAUACAUCGUCAAGUAAAGAGUUAUACUUAAGUUCAUGCAAUAGUGAUGAAGGAGGGGGGAGGGGGGGUAUGACAGACAGGUCCUCCAGGUAGGCGCGCCUAUUUAGUGUGGUUACGCUUGAAUAACGUGAAGAAUCGGGAAAGAUCAACCGAGCAGCGCGGUUUUGCAGGGCUGCACUGUCGUUAGUUAAACGUACUGUACACCCGUAAGCAAAAAUAUUCGAACCGCAGACUCGUCGAAAAAAAUAUAUAUAUAAUUUUUUUCGUAAUCCGGACUCACAAACUUCUAAAGUGAAGAGUGCACUGAAAAGUGCGUACUGUUGUCCUCAAUUUCAAGUUACAUUCGUAGGCAAAGAAAAUCGUCUUUAUCGUGGAAUAUCUGGUCCGUGUGCUUUUGCUUAGGGGCGUACGUGGUCAGGGUCCCAAAUGGCGGAAGCAUAAUCAACCUUCGGCCGAAAUAGUGUUACGUAAGCUAGCUUGUGCAAGUGAGAAAAAAGGCAUGUUUCAUAAUGCGUUUGAGCAGACCGAGUGAGCGUUUUGCGGGAAAUGUUCAGUGUCGGUUUUCCGUUUGAUAUAAUCAACACCGAGGUUCAUCUACAAUUUUCUAUUUUUUUUAUUAUUUAAUAAACGUCUUUCUCUCUCUCUCUCUCUCUUGUAAGAAGAAACGUGCUCAAAUAAACUUAUUUUUGUGUCAGAAGUUUGUAUCGGGCGAGCACGGUUAGUGAAAGGCAAAUUUAUGGCAUCCUCGACAAAUCGCACCGUGGCGCCGUUCCAUCCAGUUAUCCUCGGUCCCAAGGCGGUGCAUUUUAUCGAAAAUUCCAUUAGUUUUAUAUAGAUUCAGUGUCAUUAACCAUGAUGAGUACCAUGUGUUAAUUGCGUCUAGGUCAGAUUGUAGUAGUAAACCGCAAGGGCUGCAUUAAAUGUUGCGGCAUAUCACUCAUUCAUCGACAAAUAGCCUAAUUUUGUACGAAACAGUUUGGUAAAUUGAUAUAUCAUUCGAGUAAGGGGGCCAAGUACACUACCCUGUCGUACCACAUGUGACGUGAUCGUAAGAUCAUCUGAUAUUAACAUAACUGUACUGGAGAGUAUUUGAAAAAAAUAUUUGAUCCAUGCAAUUACAUAAUAUGGAUAUUAAGCAUUGCCUGUGGCAGGCAGCACAAUUCCUCCUCUUCGACCGGAAUGGAUCACUUCUUGAGGCAGACAAAGCUACGUAACAAUUAAAGUUUAUUGUCACGGAAGUGUAACGUUGUUCAAUACAUUAGCCUUUACAGUAACCAACCAGUCGAAUGCGAACACGAAAAUACAAAAAAAAGUAAUACUGCGCUAAACGUACGUGACGCGUUAGUGAUAUAAACUCGAAAAUUGAAACUAUAAAAUGAAAGUCAUAGACCUCUAAACCCUAUAAAUAAAAAACAGUGACAAGCCUCAGAGCGCCGUAAAUAAUUAGUUCUUCUACAGCCAGUUUCGGUUUAAUUUCCAGGAGGAUGCUGUGUCGUCACGCCAGUAUGCGGGAGCAAGACGUUGCGACGUUUUGGCAGUCUCUCGGUCGCCUCGUAUGUUGCUACUCGUUGUGGGCAGCAUAGUAUAUCAAAUUAUUUACGGCGCUCCGAGGCUUGUCACUAUAUAGAGUUCUAUGACCUUCAUUUAACGCAAAAAAAAUGAAUAGUCGAAAAUAUCAUUACCAGUCAUGAUGUGACCUCAGCCGUGAUGUGACCUCAAAAUCAAACCCACGACCCCCCUCCAUUCCGUGAGCAGAACGGCAGAGCCGCUGUGGGUGCUUAGCCAUGGCGCCGCUUUCACCUGCGAGGGGAAGGCUAUACGUAAAGAAUAGAACAGCGCUGCCUAUUUUCCCCGACGUCCAGAUGGUUCGUUAUCCUGACGUCAUUUGGUGCCGACACGAAGACUGCGGAAGCACGAUGCGCGCAAAGGAGAAUCUGCCUCCCAAGGAGCGAAACGGGAACCUUUGUCAGCGCCUACGCGCAUUCUUCGUGCCCGUCUUGCGCAGUCUGGACCGCAAGCGAGCUUCGUAUAUGCUUGCGCUGUUGUCCAAAAAGAGGCAGGCACAGUGUGCGGAGGUCUUCUUCGGCGUACAUUGUCACCAGGCAUUGGCCGUGUUUACGAACACCAUGUGUUUCGCAUUUCGUGAGAGGCCCGCCCGCUGUAUAUAGCGGCCUCUCGGCAGUAUACCACCAUAUGUGUGGACGCCCAAGGCAGGUACAGAUAGCAGGCCGCGGUGCCUUCAACGUUCGGCACCUCAGACGGACGUGCCGUGCUUGUCGCCGUUUCACUCGUUCCACCUUCCUUAUACCAGCAGUUUCGCACCCGCUCCCGUGAGCGCACGGCACCCGGCAAAGUAAACACCCGGCAAAGUAAACGGCCAGCGUGGCGGCGAUAGCGGCGUAAUUGGACGGGGGGCAACAACCUCCGUAAAAGUGGCGACGGCAGCAUGGGUGGUGGGCCGCCGCUUCUUUCCCCACCAUAUGUGGGAGAAGCGGGAUAUACUUUCCUUUUUUUCGCUUCCUCGGUCGCGCUGUCGUUGCUUGUGGAGGUAGGUGCGCUGCUUUGUCGCAGCCGACCGACAUCUGGUCGAGUGGCCCACGGCGGUCCUGCGAGUAUGGGGAAGAAACAAUGGGACAGGAAAACGGCUACACCGGCUCCGGGCCACGGAAGGAUUGCGGGCUUUCGGUGUGGGUGGUGUGCUUCCGAAACGAAUUCGUGCGCGCGGCGAGCGAAGCUGCAUUUUUGUUUCUUUACAUCAGCACCGCCAUCCCCGCGGUUUCGUUAAAUUUAUCCUUUGUCGCAUCCAUAGCCGCAGGUGCGGCAAAAAACUUCACUGGCGGCAGAAAAGUGGCGAGUCUUCGUUUAUUUUCUUGCGUAGCGGACGACCUUGCGUUCAUCCGUACGUUCGCGCGAUCAUUGGUCGUCAGUCUGCCUACUGCAAUCGCAGACGGCGAGAAAUUGGGAGGAAAGGAAAUGGCGAGGCGAGGGCGUUUCGUCUGAGCGCCUACGCGCAAGGCAGCGUGCUAGUUGCCCCUCUACCCCCUUCCUGUUUUCUUUUUGUAUCUUCCCAUUGGUCGGUUCGCCCAGCGGUUCAAGAAGCUGCCGUGGUUGCGCGUGCCAUGUUUUGCCAAACGUGCUCUCUUCAGAGUCCGUCUGCUGCAACCGAGGCGUUGGAAGCUACACGAAGUUUUUGGGGAGCUCCCCCUCCUACUCUCUCCUGUUUCCGUUCUUUCUUUUGUUGUUUCUGUUCCUCGCGCCGCGCUACGUACGCUGGCGUCGGCGCGAAAAGCAAAAGUGCGUAUGGGGGGAGAAAAGCGCCGCCAUCGUCGGUGCCUGAGGCACGUUCGUCCAAUGAGCCCGCCUCUCUCCGCCUGUCUCCGGUCGCUUCUUCCCGUAGACUUUAUAAUUAGAGCCAGCAGCACCAACUCCUCGCGCAACACCAACGCUGUGCGCGCUGUGAAGAAAGUAAACAAGAGCUUGCCGCCCUCCGGCCAUAGCUGUUGCCCUUCGCACCAUACUAGCUCGUGGCACUUUAUGCGCCGUUGAAGCGACGUGAACCGCUUCCCUGCCGCACACCCUCUCCCGUUCUCCUUUGCAUAGCGGGACAAAGUUCAGAGUUCCUAGCGUUGUUGUUAUUGUUGCUGCACACGGCGGCCCCUCCCUCCGCUGCAUACGCUCCUCCUCGGUGCUUGAGACAGAGCCAAAGAAAAUAAAAUAGUAAUGAGGAAGGAAAAGGAAAGGCGCCCAAAAAGAGCGAAGCCACCGAUGCUGAGUACAGAACUUCGGUCAGAAACGGAUCUCGAGGUCGCACGCGCGCACACGUGAAAAUUGAAGUCGCCUGAAAGACACUGCUCUCCCGGUUGUCAUAGAAGAAACGGGGUGCAUUUCCAUGUUCGCCGGCGCCGAAGUUUCGGCUCUGGACGUGCCCACAGCGUACCAGCGGCAUUACCAGCCGUCCGGCGCCCCCACUGCAGCAACUACUGCCUACGAGCGCUGCUACGCAUCAACGGCUGUUCUGAUGCGCCGCCCGCCGUAUCCAGAAGUCGCCUCGGCGGCCUUCUACCCUCUGGACGAUGUGCCGGUGCCUUGCUCCACGCUGGCGGAUCAUCAUCGCCACACCCCUUCGUACGCAGUGUAUGACCGCAGUUACGUCGACGCCCCGCCUUCUUCGUUCCUGUACAGCGCUGCCGCUGCGGCUUACGACUGCGUAUACGGUGACUGCCCAGAUUGCAUGGAGGCCGGCUACUCGCCUGCGCCUGGCGGUAGCCGGUCACCCGCCGGAGCGGACGACGAAGACGCCAAGUCCUCAGGUGCCGCCUGCCCGUCGCAGACGUCGCCCGCCAUGUCGCGGCGCGCUAGCAGCGUAGCUCGCAAGAGGAGCCUCUCCCAGGCCGAGCUGGAGCGGCGCAGGUCCUUGGCGAACCACCAGGAACGGCGUCGCAUGCACCGGCUCAACUCGGCGCUGGAUCGACUCCGUAGCACGAUACCGCCGCGCCUGCAGAACGGCAGUCGGCGCCUGUCCAAGAUCAAGACGCUCAAGAUGGCCAUCAACUACAUCGUCGAGCUGCAGACCGUGCUGGGCCCGACGACUGUCUCUGGCGCUGGCGGCACUGUCGUCAGCUGUGCGCCGCCCUCCCGUUCCUGGAACUGCUGAACGAUAGCCGCAUUUUCUUCGUGCAGUGUUAUGUACCGACUGUCGUGCAUGUGAGUCAGCUACGUGGAACGAGCGGUGAGAUUACGGUUGACACUACGUCGAGUUGUGCUCGCUUUUAGAGAUUGUGAUAGUAUACGCGUCUGCAUGGAGAUUCCUGCGAUUGAUGCGCGCAUGUGAGUCUAGCUGAGCUGCGGUACUUGCUUCUCCGAUGGUGACAGGGUCAUUUGCACAGCACGAUCUUACGAAUGAUGCUGUUCAGCGACUGCCUUGCAUACGAUAUUUUUUUGAUGAUGCUGCCUUCAGCGCUGCUGAUGUUGUGAUAGUAGGAUCGUUAGCGAAGAAACUUUAUUCGUGGAAUGGCCAGUUUUGCGAACCAGCCCCGUAUGAUGGCUUUAUUGCUGGUCAUCAGUAGGUACUGCCCGUAUCAUGUCACCCAUGCAUGUUAGGUUACGGCGCUCUCGAAACUUUGACGACAUCGAUCCAUGUGAUAUGGUUCAGUAUAGCAGCAUAGACGCGCUGCAGCAGUGUCGAUACUCGGUUGCGUGAAACUGUGUGCGAGCCGGACCGAUAACCAGUGCAUGUUGCCAACGCAUGCUAUCCUAUACCAAGGGUCGCCGAAAGAGAUGUGUUCAUGAUAGUUGAAUCGCUAUCUUUGAUUAACUAUUACUGCUUGUCGUCUGACAGCUUCUGUUCAAACUGAAGCCGCUGUAAUUGUGGCUAGUUCAUAUACAACUUAUUGGGAGAGCAUAAAAUCGCAAACCUGCGACGUAUAGCAUUUCAUGACCUCGCCCGAAUUGUACAAUGUAUCGGAAAUGUUUCGCAAGCGUGUUCAAUGCUCACGGCAGUUCAUGGGAAUUUACACUUGGCCUGUGCAAUGAAUCCGCUGCGUGUAGCAAGCUUCGCGUUGUCGGCUAAAAGUUAUACUGUUGUACAAGCACGCAUAAAAGUUAUAUUUUAUUGCAUAAUAAGUAAUCGCGUGUCACAUGUAUCAUUAGAGUAGUAUCGAUAACAUUCGUUCGCACGUUCUCAUUUUUUCUGUUCAUCUCAUGCACACAUUACAUUUGCAAUCUGUUCGUCACCUGUUUCGUAUAUUCCGCACAGCUUCGUAUUGAGAGGUUCUUAAAAAAAAAAAAAAGAUUAAGUUUGGGCAUAUUUUUACGCCAUACGACUAUGCAGUUUGCGUUCAGUACGUGUGGAGCACGAGAUUAGCAUUAUGUUCCUUCAACUGGGGUGUAAUUCAAUGUGUACAUUUGUCACUAAUGUGGCCAUUUCAUUCUCUAUCUCUCUCUUCUUUCAACUGCCAAUUUGCGUGCAUUCUUGACAUGCAGACCGUGCCAGUGAAAUGGUUCUGAAUUGUGUGCUUUUUUUUUGUGUGUAUGAAGCAAUAAAAGCUCGCAUACCGGCAGCUUUGCAAAUCAUUUCGGUCGGCAUACUAUAGUAUGUGACCUGACUUCUAUGGUUGCGGAAUUAGCGUCUCCAUUUGCUGUGAAUGGUGGUAUGCGUGUGUAUCUCUGUGUACACACUUCGCGAUGACCGACACAUAUGGGUCAUACACAAAAACAUUUUUGUUUAUUAUUGACCGGUGCUCCGUCGCUUGCUAAGUAUUAAGUGAAUCUUAAAGUUUAAAUAAUAAUUGUAUUUCUAAUGCGUUUCCACUUGGUGCCAAUCGAGAGAGAUGUUUUCAUUGAGUAACAGUGUUUGGCAUUCUUAAUGAUGUUGACCAUCUCUGAUCUGACCGCAUCAAGAUAUGAGCAGCACUAACCCUGUACGACGUCCUCCAAUAAUGGCCUCGCUAAACGCAAGCUUUUUGUGUGUAAGCGUUAACAAUUACACUUGCCUUUAUGGUUGAAUACCAGCAUAAGUUGAAACGCGAUCACGAGAACAAGAUUUAUGUUUAAGCUUGAAUAUGGUGUUAUCGCAGCCUAGCCGGGGAUUACCGAAAUAGAAAGAGCUGCCAGCAUUUCAUUUGUUCUUAUAGAGAGUGGUGCAGUAACGAUGUUGUAGGAGGGUUCGGAUGCCGAAUUUUGGCAAUACAGUGCGUUUAUCGACCAUAGGUGAAAGAUUCUGUAGCACUGACUAAUGGCCUUGCACAUGCGUAACGGCUUGAGUCGAUCUCGGAAGCGUGUACUAUAUUGUCUGGUGCUUACUGCAUGCAGAUGGGCUGAGUGUUGCCAGCGAAAAGCUCCAGUAUUGUAUUAUUACUGCAUCAGAACCAAUCGAAGAGUUAGCACGUCACAUGAACAUGUUCCAUUUGGGAGUAACUCGUGACUAUGUAGUAAAUAUGGGAACAACAGUGACUCGGCAAAACCUGCUGGCACUGUGCUAUUAUAGAGCGCAGGCCUACAUGCACGUCUCUUGAUACGGCGUCACCUGCCAAGGCUAUGAGUGUGGAAUGCAAAAACGCCCGUGUACCGUUAUUUUGGUGGACAUCAAAUAACCGCAGGUGGUAAAAAUUAAUCCGGAGUCCCCCACUCUAUACGGCGUCCCUCGCAACCCACGGUGCAGUUUCGGGCGAUCCCGCCGCGGUAUAGCUCGAU
Molecule: messenger RNA, 9862 nt
Organism: Dermacentor silvarum
Lineage: Eukaryota; Metazoa; Arthropoda; Arachnida; Ixodida; Ixodidae
Product: pancreas transcription factor 1 subunit alpha
Exons: 1
Coding region: 6561-7325 (254 amino acids)
Molecular function (GO): protein dimerization activity
Source: RefSeq, a predicted model, not a curated record